AAUAAGGAAGACUAUACGGUCGUUACUUUCCACUAAAUAUUCACCUUUUCCUUCUGUGCACCUCGUCUUCCUCCUCGUCUGUCUCAUCGUCGCCGUCAUCACCAUCAUCAUCAUUAGCAGCAGCAGCAGCAGUAGCAACGUUAAAUAACAAGACCAAUGAAGAUGGAGACCAGGGGUCGGUCGAUGGUAAAACGAACGACGAACGAAUAUAUAACACAGUUUGUUCAUUAAUUGUUUAAAAACCCGGAAAUUAUUACUCCAUUUGUCAGAACGUACCACCAAUAACUGUUAAAGUACCCUGGAAAACAAACCAAAGAAAAAAACAAAACGGCAAACAAAAAACAAACAAAAAACCCCUAUAAUAUUGUUACCUCCAAACCAUCACACAUCUUGUCGAUUGAAAAGGAAAAAAAAAGAUAUAUACAUAUAUAUAUAUUUAUUUAUACACGGGAAAGCAAGUUCAAAAUUAUAUAUAUAUAUAUAUAUUAUAUAUAUAUAUUAUAUAUUUUCACUGUAGUUUCUAAUAUUUGACUUCUGACCACCAACCGCGUUGUGUACAUACAUACACAUACACAUACAUUCAUUCAUACAUACAUACAUACAUACAUACAUACAUACAUACAUACAUACAUACAUACACAGAAUACCAAAGCGAACACCGGUCCAUAUACUUCUAAACGCAGAUGUGCAUAUCAACACAGUUAUCUCUUUCUCUCUCUCACACAUUUCUCUUUCUCUCUCUCUCUCUCUUGCACAAUACAUACCACUUAAUUUCACAUAAGUUAAACGAAGGUACAUACCUCUAUAUGCAUUUAUAUUUUUAAACUACUUAUACAUACAUUAGCAUAUAUAACCACAUAUAUACAUUCAUAUAUAUAUAUGUAUAUAUAUCGUUUAUACACAGGUUUUCUUCUCAAAACAUAAACAUACGUUCCUAAUUACCCACAUACAUGCGUGUAUAGAAUACAUCGACAUCUAAUUACAUAGAUACAGCUAAAUACAUAAAUACACGCAUUUAUUUAUAUAUAGAAAGAGUGUGUUUAAAUCGUUAUAAUAAAUUUAUAUCUACACAAAGAUUAAUAUCUAUAUAUAUAUAUUCAUAUAUCAGAUAGAACGUACAUACAAAUUAUUGACAAAAUAAUAAGCGACAUUUAAAUACAUAUAAAAUAUGUGUAUAAAAUUCGUAGCAUACCUGAGUAUAUGAGUAAACAAAAAUUCCAGGAAGUACCAAUAUAUGUUUAUAUAUAUAUAUAUAUCAGCACUUUUAACUUAAAACUUCAUUACACAUAACUUGUCUCAUGUAAUAUCGAAAAUUUCUUUACUCCUAAAAUAUAUGAAAAUAUAUUUUCAAAACUUUAAUUUGGCUGUGAUUUUUUCGACGCACUUUAUCGUAAUUUAAAUACAUAUAUGAUAUUUUAGUUGUAGAUAAUAACUUGUCUCAAGAGAAACAAUUUCCGUAUUUUAUUUUAUUCCAAGUAAAUUCCAGUUAAAUUAUGCUUGUACUUAACUUACUACUUUUGUAGUAUAUUUUUUACUAUCUAAAAUACCCAUAUAUAUAUAUACAUAUAUACAUUUAUAUAUAUACAGAAAGCUGGAAAGUUUUAAUAAAUAUUUAGUUAUUUCUCAGAAAGUUUCAGUUUCUGAAAAUUUCAUUAAAAUAUUUUAAUUUAUUUCUUAGUUAUAUAUUUUAUUUGUUUCUUGCUCGGCAUUUACAUAUAUGUUGCAUAUAUGUCUUUAUAUGUGUAGAAGAUAAACACACACACUCACACAUACAUAUACACACACAAAUAAUUUGUGUACUUAUAUAAUUCACAAAUAGGUUAAUAUUGUAUAUUUGAAGUUGUUUGUUUAUAUACAAAUAUAUAUAUCAAUAUUUUGGGAAACAGGGUUUUGUAAAAAGAAGACAGAAAUCAAAUGCUACUUAUUAUGUUUCGAUAAACCGUAAUGUAUUUCAACCAUCAAAUUUUAAAAAUAAAAAUAAUAAAUGAGAAAUAACAAAGAAAAUAUUGCAAGAUGAUUGCUCAAAAUAUUAAUUGUGGUAUUGAUAACGAUAACGAUAUAGGGAGAAGAUAUAUCGAUAUAUUGGUAAAUUUGACAACGAAUACGAGCAAAUCUAGUUGAAAAAUAUAUCGAUAGAUUGAUUGAUAGAUAGAGAUAUGAUUAGAGUAAGAGUGUGUGUUAAAUUAACAUAUAGUAAAGGUGUAGAAUCUAUAUGUUGAUCUGUUGUAGUUUGAAUAUAUCUAAUCUUCUUACAUACACUUAUAUAUAUAAACAUAUUGAUAGAUAGAUAGAUAGAUAGAUAGGUAGAUAGGUAGAUUUAGUCAAAUAUUUAGAAGCAGUUUAUAAAUCGACAGGUAGAUACUAGUUAGGUAGGGAUAUACGUACAUACUUUUAUAGGUAGAUUCCAUAUCAAGAGAAACACAAGUUUCAUAUAUAUACAUAUAUAUAUAUAUAUAGGUAUAUACAUACAUAUAUAUGAAUGUAUAUGUUUGAAAUCAAUACAACGAUGAUUGCAUGAGGAAUGCUAUCGGCUGCGGUAUGGAUAAUAUCAUUUAGAAAGAUUUCUAACUAAUGACACGCUUUAAUUUUCACCCAAUCAAGGAAAGAUAAAAAGAGAAGAAAAAAGUAACUACAGAUAAACACGUCUGAAAACGCCAUAACAUUGAAACUGUUUAUAACUACUUGGUUUUUACAUAUUUAUUCUCAUGACCGAACAGUUUUAUUUUUCUUCUUUUUCCUCCCGUUCAAUUUGUUUACCUUGCUAUUUGCUUACUGUAAGUCCUUAAGGUCACACACACACACACACACAGACAGACAGACACACGCACACACAUACACACACAGAGCCACAGCCACGCAGACACACACGUACGUAUGUACGCAAUAUUUAAAUAUCUACGUGUGCUGUAGGGGUUAGACUUAGCUCUCAUUUUUAAGCGAAAUUGCGGAGCCUUCUUUAACAAGCCCCUGUUUCGCUGAUUCGUGGAUAAGGGAUAAGAAACAUAGCGAGAAGGGUCGAAAAAAAGGUGGAGCAGGUGCGCUGAAACACGCAUACGCACACACGCACACACGCACUCACAGAUUUACGCAAAUACGCAAACACUCAACGCACCCAUACGGACAUACAUAUACAUACGCACACAUAUGCACACAGAAAUACAAGCACAUACACAGACACAAGCAUAUAGUCAUCCCACCUUCCUUUUAUCACUCACUCUCACACACACACUCAGACACACACACACACACACACACACACACUCUCUCUCUCUCUCUCUCUGUGAUUCUCUCUUAUCCCUCACUCCGUCUUUCUCUCUCACUUUCGCACAAACAAGAAAAAGUAGACAGGCGAAAAAGCUACACACUCAAUCCCGUGUUCAAAUACAUGCAAAUAUAUUUAUGAAUAUACAUACACGUCUCUAAUCAUGGUAGCUACUAUGCAUCCAUAUAUAGACUACACACAUAUAUCUGACUUCAUGAUAGCCUUCUAUUCUCCUACGUAUUUAUUAGAGUUUUCUACGAUAGCUAAAGAGAUGCUAUAGCUAACAGUUAUAUAUAGUAUUAAUUUAACAUCAUACAGCAGUCGUUGUAUAUACAUAUAUAUGCAUAUACAUAUAUAUAUAUAUAUAUAUCUAUACACUGCAAUUAUACAUUGGAUAUAGACACCGUAGUCUUCUCAUAUAAACGCAAUCACUACUGUCAUACGCAACAUUAUCAACAUCAUCAUCAUCAUUAACAACAACAACAGUGAUAUAUUACAGUGACAAAAUGUAUGUUAAGAUACAAACAAAGCUUCACAUGUUUUUUAUGUGAAGUUAAAGAAAAGUGCUCGCGUUCAUUCAUACAGAAUUAUAUAACCACGCACACAAAUAUAUAUAUAUAUAUAUAUAUAUAUAAUUAUAUAUUUAUGCAUAUGUAUAGGAAAUAUAUCUCCUAUGUGUAUCAACAUAUACACGUGUAUACCAAUGCAACAUUACUUGUAUCACAAACACAACAAAUUGAUAUAAAAUACAAACCAAACUACACGUAAUCGUCAACAAAAUAUUAACAUACACAACAACAUUUUCACAGCCAUGUUCCAUUUACCCAUGCUAAACUUUUCCCCGCAGCAAGUGGCACAGGUGUGUGAAACUUUGGAGGAUAGUGGUGAUAUUGAGAGGUUGGGACGUUUCUUGUGGUCCCUUCCAGUCAACCCGGCGGCCUCGGAUGCUCUCAAUAAACACGAGUCGAUUCUCAGGGCGCGAGCCAUUGUAGCGUACCACACGGGUAACUUCAGGGACUUGUACCAUAUUGUCGAGAACAACCAAUUCACGAAAGACUCACAUGCGAAGUUACAGGCCAUGUGGCUCGAAGCACAUUACCAGGAGGCUGAAAAACUCCGAGGUCGACCCUUGGGGCCAGUGGAUAAAUAUCGGGUCCGCAAGAAAUUUCCUUUGCCCAGAACGAUUUGGGACGGAGAGCAAAAGACGCAUUGUUUUAAGGAAAGGACGCGUAAUCUCUUACGAGAGUGGUACCUACAAGACCCGUAUCCAAAUCCAACUAAGAAGAGAGAAUUAGCCCAAGCCACAGGUCUCACACCGACUCAAGUUGGAAAUUGGUUUAAAAAUAGACGCCAAAGGGAUAGAGCAGCUGCCGCCAAGAACAGGAGGCCGGCUGGCCAAGAACAUUCCGAUAACAUCCACAUCAGCAUUGACGAUGAUGACGACGAUGACGAUAACGACAACAACAUCAACAGCAACAACAACAACAACAACAACAACAACAACAACGACGAUGACCAAGACCACGAUGACCUUGACCUUUGUCCCGAUGACUCUGCGCACCAAGACCUUCUUCGCCAACGCCAACAACUCCACCUUCAUCAACAGCAUCAUCUGCUCUUUCUUCACCACCACCAACAGCAGCAGCAGCAGAAGAAGCAACAAGGAAAGCAGCAAAAACAAGAACAAACCGAAGAGAAACAACCACAACAAUUCGAAGAACACCAUCAACACCUUCCUCAUUUCCCCCGCUUCCAUCUUACCAAACAGCAGCAGCCAGAACACAACCAUCAUCAUCACCAUCACCAUCAUCUUCAUCAAGACCUUCAUUUCCCUUUCAACCUUCACCUCAGCAACCUCCAGCACAAAAAACUCACUACCACCACUACUACUAUCACGACUAAUAACACGCCUACAACUACUACUACUACUACUACCAGUAGCAACAUCGACAGCAGCAGUAACAGCAACAACAGUAUCGACAGCUGCAGCAACCACAGCAACAGCAGCAGUAACAACAACAACAACAACAACAGCAACAGCAACAGCAACAAUAACAACGACCUCAAAAAUGGUGGUAAAAUCAAAAGCAUCAAAAGUAUUAUAAGUGAUGCUAGUAACCAACAGCAACAACAACAACAACCACAGUUACCACAGCAACAUCCUCAGAUCUUCUGUUUUCCCAAUCAUCAACACCACAACAGCAACCAUCACCAUUAUAACAACAACAAUAACAAUAACAAAACAGAAUACCAAUAUGUAAGCCAACGAGAGUCCUCGAAACAGGACAGAGAGAAGGAAAACGAUAAACCGGAAACACGUGACCGGCAAAUAAAAUAUCCUAUAAAUGAGAGUAAAUCAGAUGACGAAGAUGAAGAAAUUGAAGUGGAUGUUGUUGACGACAGACAUCCAAUAACAACCACACCUUUGUCAAUAUUCUGCCAGACUGUAGCUGGUACCGUUGUGCGACGAUAAGAUUUUUCUCUGCCGAAUGUUCGGUUCGGUUUCGAUUCUUAGUUGCAUUUCUCGCACAUCGUUAGUACCAUUGUUAAUGGCACAAAACAAAACGUCUCAUAUUCGUAUGUUCUCCCUCUCAGAUUCUCCUGAUCCAUCCUUCUUUGCUAUGCCAAAUGAUUAUAAUGAAGUACAGUGGAUGGAUACUGUAGUACGAGUUUGAAGUUCCAGGUGGAAAAGACGGCUCUAUAAUCUGGUUUCGCUUACUAGACAGAGACACUUCACUUCAUAAAUAUCAGUGCAGCCCCCCCCCCCCAGGAAAGGUUUGGAUGCUACAUAUUACCAUCUUCCUCUCCUAACGAUUUCUGUCUGCUCAUACCAACAAAUGACUGUAAGAGCAAAUUUAUGGAAUAUAAGUUGCUGAUCAUGGUUCUAUAGAAACAAAAGUUUUCUAGGCGUCAGCUUGCCAUUUUGACUUUUCAAUUAAUUUCUAUUUUAGAAUUUGAUUUCAUUUGAAAUUUGAAAUAUUACCUCAAAAUAUUUAAUUCAAAAGGACUUUAAACGAAAUUACGCAUACACAUUUAUACACACAUAUAAAUUAGCUGUAUACACUUAAUGACAUGAGUGUAUGUUUGUGUGUCUAGGUGUAUGUAUGUGUUUGUUCUCAAUUAUAUGUGUUAUAUAAACAUGUUUAUGGUCAGUAAAAAAGAGUGUAUACAUACAACCUUUAAAUACAUGCAUCACAUAUCUGUUAUUGCUAAAAUUCGGUUGUUUAACCUAACAGUGAAUAUAAAUGUGCCAAUGAUUUUAUAAUCUAUAUAAAAGAAAACAAACAUUCAAAAGCAUACACACAAUACACGGGGUCGGAUCACGUGAUAUUAUAGAACUAACUCUUCAUGUAGAGUUUUCAUUUUGUGUUCAAUCUCCAGAUGGAAUCACUUUAAAACAACAUUAGUAACACUGACGAGAAAAUCAGGAAUUUCACAACGGAUCUAGCCUUGUAAAUAUGAAAUAUAACCUCUGUAUAAAUUCUAGUUGAAAAAUAACUUACAAUUAUUUAUUAUGGUUCGAAAAAUGAGUUAUGCCAUGUUUCUCGAAGGUGCCUAGCACUGUGGGUGAAGAGUAUCAAAAUUCUUUAUUAUGAUUUUGAAAAACUUUAAAAAAAUUGAUAGAAAAAUAUAAAAAAAAAUGAUGCAAAAUAAGUAUAUACAUGUGUGCGUGGUUGCGUGUGUUUGUGUGCAUGUAUAUAUAUAUAGUUAUAUAUAGUAGCUGAAAAGUGUACAAAGAUGAUUUUUAUAUUAAUUAGACAGACAGUUAAUUAGUUAAAUUUGUAUGGAAAGCGUAGGGUUGAUUGGAUGAAACCCAUUGUGAAAUUGGUAAUUAUUUUGUUUCUCUCAGAGGAAUGGAAUUUAAAAGUUGACUUCCAUGACAUUUGAACACUGUCUUGUAAAUGUUCCCUGCAGUUGUGAAUUAAAAGUAUAAAUAAACAAUAUGAAAUAUUCCAAAGCUAAUCAGAGUAAAGAAAUGGUAAUGAAAGUAGACUAAAAGCAAAGCUGACGAAGAACGAAAAUACAAAAACAAGAGAAAAAAAAGAGAGAAAAAUUGGCACGAUUGAAGAAUACGACGGUGGUAUUGGUAAAUAUCCAAACAUGAAAAUUGAUAAUAAAAACAAUUAAAAAAUUAAUAAAAUAUUCCAGAAUGUAAAUAUUACAUUUAGAAUGAUUUUGUUAAUUUCUUUUAGUCUAUUGAUUCUAUAGAUGCUUAAAUAUCCGUCAAUUGUGCUUCGUUUGGAGAAGAAUAAAAUUUAUGAACUCUAUGAAGAAUAUAAGAAUCUAAAGUCUUACGUUUGUCAUAAAAAAAAACAUUAAAUAUGUACACAAUCAUAUACAUAUACAUUUUUACAAAUCCAGAAGAUUAUAUACAUUUCAUACAUACAUGGUUAUGUAUUACAUAUACAGACAUACGAAUAGAGAUUGAAUCUGUAUAAACAAAAAAAUAACGAUCCUGAAAUUCGAAUCACUCGUAUCUGUUUUUUCCUUUUUUUUUACCUGCUUCUGCAUCAAUGCAUGUAUGAUUUUUUUUUGUUCAUCUAUAUGAGUACCUGCCAAAAAACAAUAGGUUGUAAUAAAUGUAUAUAAA
This is a messenger RNA of Octopus bimaculoides (California two-spot octopus), 7853 nucleotides long. RefSeq lists its product as uncharacterized. The record is from RefSeq and is a predicted model, not a curated record. Gene Ontology annotation, biological process: eye development; regulation of transcription by RNA polymerase II. Gene Ontology annotation, molecular function: DNA-binding transcription factor activity, RNA polymerase II-specific; RNA polymerase II cis-regulatory region sequence-specific DNA binding. Gene Ontology annotation, cellular component: transcription regulator complex; nucleus. Lineage: Eukaryota; Metazoa; Mollusca; Cephalopoda; Octopoda; Octopodidae.